This is a messenger RNA of Cryphonectria parasitica EP155, 2585 nucleotides long. RefSeq lists its product as uncharacterized. Gene Ontology annotation, biological process: protein localization to membrane; vacuolar transport. Gene Ontology annotation, cellular component: Golgi apparatus; membrane. The record is from RefSeq and is a predicted model, not a curated record. The coding region runs from base 1 to 2169 and encodes 722 amino acids. The transcript is spliced from 3 exons. NCBI's taxonomy places the organism in Eukaryota, Fungi, Ascomycota, Sordariomycetes, Diaporthales, Cryphonectriaceae.
AUGGCAGCAACAAGGAGAAGUCCAGUCGCGCUCGGAGUCCUGCUCUGGGCGCUCCUUUGGUGCCAGGUGCAGGCGUUCUAUAUCCCUGGAUGGUCCGUCAAGUCGUACCACCAAAACGAGCCGAUCCCCCUGAUGGUCAACAAAGCAUACUCGGACAACACACAGCUACAGUAUGCCUACAACGACCUCCCCUUCGUCUGCCCCCCUACCGGCCACCACCACCCCGGCGCAGGUCUCUUCUCGGGCCAGAGCAUCUCGCUCAACCUGGGCGAGGUCCUCCGCGGCGACCGCAUUGUCAUAUCCGAUCUCGAGCUGGCCAUGCUCAAGGACCAGGAGUGCAGCCUGCUGUGCAACCGCGAGAUCAACAGGCAGGACAUGAAGUGGGCGCGGGAUCUCGUCCGCGACGGCUAUGUUGUCGAGUGGAUCGUGGACAACCUGCCUGGCGCUACGAGCUUCGUCACCGUCGAUAAGACGCGCAAGUACUAUGCUGCCGGCUUUAAGCUGGGAUUUACCGAUACCUCCUCGGGCAAACCACGUCACUUCCUCAAUAACCACCACACUAUCGUGAUCCGAUACCGAGACGCGCCGGGCAAGGCAGGCGGGCGGGGCGACAAGGUCAUUGUCGGGUUCGAGGUCUACCCCAAGAGCAUCGGUCCGGCCAACAGGCGGAACAAGGACGGCUGUCCCACGGACCUGCAGAACGUCGAAGAGGCUUUCGAGCUGUACAUGGCCCCCAACGACACGGUCAAGGACGCCGCCUACGAGCUCUGGUCACAGUCCUCGUACCAGCCCGAGAUCGACCUGGAGAACCUGGACGACGACGCGAGGACCACCAUCCCCUUCACCUAUUCGGUGUACUUCCGCGAGGACAGCACUAUCGAGUGGGACAGGAGGUGGGACCUGUACUUUGUGAACCAGGAGGAGGGCUCGCGGAUCCACUGGCUCGCCAUCGUCAACUCCUUCAUUAUCUGCGGCUUGCUCACCGGCAUCGUCCUGAUGAUCCUUGCCAAGACCGUGCGGACCGAUAUCAAAGCAUACAAGGACGCACGUGCCGAGGAGGGCAAGCUGCGGAUCAGAAGGACGCCGAGGGUGGCGGUUGCUGAAAAGGCCCCUGGGCUGCUUGACCAAGGCACCGGCGGCGGCGAGGUCGAUAACGAUGCGGACGACGGGCAUUACUCGGACGAUGAGGCGCUGGAGGACGUGACGGGCUGGAAGCUGCUGCACGCCGACGUGUUCAGGGCGCCCAGGUUCGGGUGGAUCCUGGCGCCCCUGGUCGGGUCUGGCAUGCAGCUCCUCUUCAUGGCCGUGGGGCUCGUGGCCCUGAGCGCGCUGGGCAUCCUGAACCCGAGCCUGCGGGGUGGAUUCAUCAGCUUCGGCUUCGGGCUGUUCAUCUUUGCGGGCCUUUUCUCGGGUUACUACUCGGCCAGGGUGUACAAGACCUUUGACGGGCAGGACUUUGUCAAGAACGCGCUGGUGACGGCCGUGCUCUUCCCAGGCCUCGCCUUUGGUCUCAUCUUCAUCCUGAACCUGUUCGUCUGGGCACAGGCCUCGAGCACGGCCAUCCCCUUCGGCACGCUGAUUGCCAUCCUAGUUCUCUGGCUGUUCAUACAGCUGCCGCUGGUCUACGUGGGGUCCCGGUACGGCUACGUGCGCGGUGGUGCGUGGGAGCACCCGACCAAGACCAGCCUGGCGCCGCGGCAGAUUCCACAGCAGGUGUGGUACAUCAGGCGCACGCGGUCCGUGCUGCUGGCGGGGCUGAUCCCGUUCGCGGUCAUCUUCAUCGAGCUCCUGUUCGUGUUCCAGUCCGUGUGGCAGGACAAGAGCGGCUACUACUACGUCUUUGGGUUCCUGUCGGUGGUGUCGCUGAUCCUGAUCGUGACGGUGGCCGAGACGACGGUGGUGACCGUCUACAUCCAGCUGUGCAGCGAGAACUACCAGUGGUGGUGGCAGUCGUUCCUGGUCGGGGGCGCCAGCUCGCUCUGGAUCUUCAUGUACUGCAUCUGGUACUACUUUGCCAAGCUGCACAUCACGGGCUUUGUCAGUUCGAUGCUGUUCUUCACCUACAGCUUCAUAGCCUGCCUGGUCUACGGCCUCCUGACGGGAACGGUGGGCUUCCUCAGCGCGUAUGCCUUUGUGAGGAGGAUAUACGGUGCUAUCAAGGCGGACUGAAAGGCCUUCAGUAUAGCCCUUGAGAGGGGGGCGAGGAGAGAGAGAGAGAGAGAUGACAUUGCAUGAGCGCGGGCCGGCGGGCGAGACGAGCUGGGACGAUUUGGGAUUUUCAACUGCAUCGAUAGCGGCGCACAAUUUUCUAUAUCUGAGGCAUGAGUUACAACUCCAACGGCGUUUCAUGGAGGGAAGAUUACUAUGAUAAUAUUGUUAUUAUUGGGCACGACAACCGUGUGCUCUGGUGAGGGAAUUGGGGGAGAGAAAGGAGAGGACAGGCUCGCCACGAAGUAUUAUGAGAGGAAAGGAAAGGGAGAGAGGAAAACAAGAAAACCCUACAUAUAACAGACAGACAGUUAUGAUGUUAGGAAGUUGGAGCACCUCUUCAAUAACUGUAGUCUCUAAUGAACACACUUUUUAUG